GCAUAUCAGACGAACAGAGGAGAUUUUUAAUUUUCGUUGGAGAGAGAAGAUUGGUAGGUUUCAGAAAUGGAGGAAGACAAGAAGAAGAAGCAAGUGAUGGUAGCAAUAGACGAGAGCGAGUGCAGCCACUACGCGCUCCAAUGGACCCUCGAUAACCUCCACGACACCAUCGUCGAUUCCCACCUCAUCAUCUUCACCGUUCAAUCCGCCGUCGAUGUCGGUUACAUUUUCGCUACCUCUUACGGCUCUGCUCCUCCUGAGUUAGUAACCUCUAUCCAAGAGAGGAACAAGAAGGUUGCAGUAGCUCUUUUGGAGAGAGCUAAGGACAUUUGCUCCAAACAUGAGAUUGAGGCAGAGCCAUUAAUGGAAAUUGGUGAUCCUAAAGAGAAAAUAUGUGAAGCUGUGGACAAGUUCAAUAUCCAAUUACUGGUUUUAGGAAGCCAUGGUCGUGGAGCCAUAAAGAGAGCUUUCCUUGGAAGUGUCAGCAGUUACUGUGUUAACCAUGCCAAGUGCCCUGUUUUGGUUGUGAAGAAAAACGAUUAAUCAGUUUGCUUUCAUCCUCUGUGUGAAGCUGGAUACUCAAUACCAUCUUGGUGAAGAUGUGUGAGAUUGUUUUUUUUUUUCUACCAACUUAAUAUGUAAGAUCGAGUAUUCUAAUGAAAAUAUAUAAUUAGGUCAAUAAAAUACUAGGUUGUAAAUACGUAUUGACAGAUUGUGUAAGUUGCGAUUAACUUGGGUUCUUUA
This is a messenger RNA of Humulus lupulus (European hop), 744 nucleotides long. Its product is annotated as universal stress protein A-like protein. Lineage: Eukaryota; Viridiplantae; Streptophyta; Magnoliopsida; Rosales; Cannabaceae. The record is from RefSeq and is a predicted model, not a curated record. Bases 67 to 543 code for a protein of 158 amino acids. The transcript has 4 exons.